CGUCAGUAACCAUGGCAACUGCAAACAUUGGCGGAAGUGAAGUUUGUGAGAUGCUUGAGUCAUGUCUAGCAGUAAGGAGCAGGCCUCCAUCAGUCAGGUGAUGUGUUUCCUCCACGAGUGGGAUCAGGGCAGUAAGACGGUGCGCAGUCGAAUGCUAAGUGACUUUCUGGCCAAGAACACUGGAAAGACGUGUCCUGAACUGGAGCUGGAGUUCGCACAAGUUGCCAGCCUGUUCCUUGCUCGGCUCACUGCCUGGAUAAGACUAACUUAUAUGUUUGGUACAUGUCUAGACCUUCAGCUGAGAGCAGUGGGGGUUUUCCUGUCUGCUAACAGCAGUCAUCAGUACAUGAUUGAGUUUCUGGAGGUGGGUGGAGUGCUUACCCUGCUUGAGAUUCUAGGACAAGACAUACUCAAGGAAGGGGAUAAAACAGAGGCUCUUCACCUGCUCCAGAUCAUCGCCAACGCAGGCCAAAAAUAUAAAGAGCUAAUCUGUGAAAGCUAUGGUGUGAAGGCCGUAGCUGAAUGUUUGGCCAAAUCUGAGACAGAGGGGACUCAGGAGAACGCAGCCGCCCUGCUAGAAUCUUUGGCACAUGGAAACCCCAAAUACCAGAAUCAGGUGUACAAGGGCCUGAUCGCCCUGCUGACCUGCACCUCGCCAAGAGCACAGCAGCUUGUUUUACAGAUCCUACGUAUAGUUCAGCCCAUUGUAAAAACAGCCCAUCACAGCAUAGUGGAACCCUUAUUAAAUCUGCUGAGGUCCCUACAUUUAGAAGUGCAAUAUGAAGCAAUAGAACUGAUAACAGAGCUUAUGCAAUCAGAGGUUAGACUGGCUCUGCUCAGGGGUCUGGUGGCUUUUCUCAAACCAACUAAACAGAGAAAUCCCAAACACAAGAUCCUGGAGGAUCCAGAGGUGGCCAAAAUGACUGAUUCACUCCCUGUGCUUCUCCAGCAAGCAGCUUCUGCAAAAACCAUCAGGAUUCUGGCACAGAGAAGUGAAGAGAUAUCCAAAGAGCUGCUCUCUCUCAGAGUGAUCCAUCACUUACUGUUUGCAAUGGGGAACCAGGAACAUGCAGAUUCCCAGAGACAAGCCAGCCUGGCUUUGGAGCAUUUUGUGCGCAUGUAUCCAGUGGUGGAAGAGCAUGUACGCAGAGCAUUGGGCACCAGACUUUUUGAGUCUUUUAUGCACAAUGCUGAUGUCCUACAUUUGAACAUGGAUGACAUUCAAGCUGACAUUUUAUGCUCAAAUAAAGUGAACAUUUCAUGUGUGCUUGAGGAUCAGAAUUCAAAUUCUUGAACACAGCUUUAAACAGCCUUUUUUUUGUUGUUGGUGUUUUGAUCCAUAAAAUAAGGAAUUACAAAUAACAGUCUUCUAUAGCAUAUUUCUUUGGUUCUAUUAAAUAUGGGUUCACUAGAAAACUCAAGCAUUACAUUAUAAAAUAGAUUGUAAUGUCUUUGUCAUGUAAGUAUCAUAACAAAUUAUGCUAACUUUAGCUAAUAACUAAAUUAAACAGACGUGUUGAAUAGGGGAAAAAUGUGCUGUGUAACGUUAGAUAUUAUUGAAUAUUAUAUGGGUUACUGUUUUACUAUGAAUGUUAUUGUAAAAUAUGGUUCCAUUAGUGAGAUAAAAUGUGGUUAUUACGGUUCAGUACAAAUGCAUGGUUAAACUAUGAUUACUGUAAUAAAACCAUACGUUAGUUAAUUUCCGUAAGAGUAUAUGAUUUAUAAUGAUGAAAAGUAAUGAUGCAGUAUUAGGUAACGUUAUUUUAAUUAUUUCUCCACUAACUUUGAAAGCCUCAAAGAGUUGUUUCCUCAAGUCUUUACAUUCGGUAAUAUUCAGUGCUUGCUGUUAUAUUUAUUAUUCAUGUUAGAUAUGCACAAAAAUGAAACCAACUCGAGAUCUCCGCAGAUGAUGCCGCUGUCACACGGUUUCGGGGUUUACAAGGGAACUUUUAAACUGCGCAUGCUCCUUGACCUAACUCACCCCCCCACCCCAAUGCUUUAUUAAUUUAGUCCGACUGGAAAAUAGAUAAUACAUAUUCACAUGAUCAAAUUAACAGUAAAAAAAAAAGAUUUUUAAAAAAUAUAUAAUUUUCAAUGCUUUGAGAGCAUUCUAUGGUUUCAGUGCUUUGUUUGUUUUGUGUUUGCGCCAAGAAAUUUACAUAUAACGUUAACUCAAAGUCAUUUAUAAAAUUUGCAAAAUUUGGUUUACAUCAGAGCCCGUCUCAUAUUAGACAUUCUCUUUUUAGAGAUUUUUACUAUGCUCUUUGACCUUGCGAACAAACCACGCCCGCGCGAUGACGUCAGAUCAUACUCCAGUGUUUUUGGCGAAGGCGGGAGCGCUACAGCUUGUGGGUGUUUUCA
Molecule: messenger RNA, 2361 nt
Organism: Carassius auratus (goldfish)
Lineage: Eukaryota; Metazoa; Chordata; Actinopteri; Cypriniformes; Cyprinidae
Product: armadillo-like helical domain containing protein 1
Exons: 12
Coding region: 62-1294 (410 amino acids)
Source: RefSeq, a predicted model, not a curated record